AUGCUGGAGAAUGGCUCCCUCCGGAACUGCUGCUGUGGGUUAGCCCAGAGGGGGCAGCAAGAGGCGGCCGUGGAGGCAGCGGAGGAAGGGGUGGCUGGGGCUGGAGCUGGGGCGGACCCUCGUCCCGGCUGGGUGGUCCCUGCCCUCUCCAGCGUCCUGAUCUUCACCACUGUGGUCGACCUGCUGGGAAACCUCCUGGUCAUCCUCUCCGUCUUCAAGAACCGCAAGCUCAGGAAUGCAGGUAAUGCAUUUGUGGUCAGCCUGGCCUUGGCUGAUUUAGUGGUGGCCUUGUACCCAUACCCCUUAGUGCUCACUGCCAUUUUCCACAAUGGCUGGACCUUGGGGGAUAUACACUGUAAAGUAAGUGGAUUUGUGAUGGGGCUGAGUGUCAUUGGUUCCAUCUUCAACAUUACCGCCAUUGCAAUAAACAGAUACUGCUAUAUAUGCCACAGUUUUGCAUAUGACAAAGUGUACAGCUGGUGGAACACCAUGCUCUAUGUCUGCCUAGUCUGGGUGCUGACAGUUGUUGCAACUGUGCCAAAUUUUUUUGUUGGCUCUCUCAAGUAUGAUCAGCGCAUCUAUUCAUGCACAUUCACCCAGACUGCCAGCUCCUAUUACACCAUUGCUGUUGUCGUCAUCCAUUUCAUAGUUCCAAUCACCAUUGUGAGCUUCUGCUACCUGCGAAUCUGGAUCCUGGUGAUCCAAGUGAGGAGGAGAGUCAAGUCAGAAAUCAAGCCAAGGCUGAAGCCAAGCGAUCUUCGAAAUUUUCUAACCAUGUUCGUCGUCUUUGUGAUCUUUGCCUUUUGCUGGGCACCACUGAACUUCAUUGGAUUGGCUGUAGCCACUAACCCCUCAGAAAUAGCACCCAAAGUUCCUGACUGGUUGUUUGUUGUGAGCUACUUUAUGGCCUACUUCAACAGUUGCCUUAAUGCGAUAAUAUAUGGACUUCUCAACCAAAACUUUCGGAAGGAAUACAAACGGAUCCUGAUGUCACUGUGGAUACCAAGGCUGUUUUUUCAGGACACAUCCAAGGGAGGGACUGAAGUUCAGAAGAGUAAACCCUCCCCUGCUUUAAACAAUAAUGACCACAUGAAAACCGAUACCUGUAAAUAGAUGGAGGUUACAUGGAAAUGGUUGCCACUCUGUGUACUGGUAUCAUGUAGGUUUUAAGGUUGUACACUUCAUUCCUGCUUUCCCUGUUCUGUGUGUUCCAUUUGAAUGACAUACUAUGACAACUGGAAUCCAGUCUUCUCAGCAAAGUGCAUUUGUUUACAUGUUUAUAAGUUAAUGAACAGGUACCAAUGUGAAGGCUUCAGAACUGAGAAGGAGGAGGAGGAAGGAGAUAAAUCUAAAGUGUAUGUUUUUUAAAAAUAUAUAUAUUUGAAUGCCUGUAACUGGACCUGGAGAUACACAGAGGACCAACCAAUGUGUUGUUCAUAUUUGUAACUAUGGCUCUCAGGAAGUGGAAUCUUUGCACUGUUUUUCUUGAAGAACUAGGGUAAAUGCUGUCUUACAAAAUAUAUAUCUUUGAUUUUGAAAGGAAGAUCAAUGAAAUCUAUUUCAACUGAAUGCUGGUUGUGUUUUGCACAAAUGAUGGAAUCCUAAAAGAGAAGGAUAAUAGGGGAAAUAUUAUCUUCACUCCUAAACCAAGAUGUAUUGUAUCCAGGGCCCUCAGGAUCAAAGGUCCAAGACCUUUUGAUUAGCAGAAUGAAUGACAUUGUCUACCGUCCCCUCCCAGGCUCCCCUGUUCCCCUUGAAUUUAGCUGCAAUCCUCACAGUGGGAGGAACGGAAAGGACUGUCUCAGAAUAACAUAUUGUUAUGAACUGUAUGCUUAUGUUGUGAAUGAGUAUGUAUGUACACACAAAUACGGGGAGGGGGGAAUUGGAGAGCUGGAUCGGUACAGUACAUUUUUGGAUUUUGGGGGGGGUAUCUCUAUGGGGUUUGUUAUUAUG
Sceloporus undulatus (fence lizard) is the source of this 1953-nucleotide messenger RNA. RefSeq names its product melatonin receptor 1B (gene MTNR1B). NCBI's taxonomy places the organism in Eukaryota, Metazoa, Chordata, Lepidosauria, Squamata, Phrynosomatidae. The transcript has 2 exons. The record is from RefSeq and is a predicted model, not a curated record. Gene Ontology annotation, biological process: G protein-coupled receptor signaling pathway. The coding region runs from base 1 to 1113 and encodes 370 amino acids. Gene Ontology annotation, molecular function: melatonin receptor activity. Gene Ontology annotation, cellular component: membrane.